GCUUGCUUGUACUUCACAGCCCAUCGACAAUCGCCCGCAAUGGAUCGAGGAAGUAUGAGAGUAUGUCAUGAAUGCAUGUCGCUGCUGCGGCAGCCCAAGCGAGCAUCACGCCUCCCAUUCGCGACCUCAGCAGGCCAUCGCUGGAGCGGACGAAGCUUCGUGAUCGCGGCGCAGUCCCGAUCGCCGCGCGACAAGACUGCUGCCAGACCAGCGAGCCCUCAAAUCACACGAAAUGCGUCUCAAAAGGGAGCUCGCAGUAGCAAAGCCAGCCCUCCUACUCAGCUCAGCACCGUCCACCAGCGCAUCUUCGAACUCACCUCCUCCGUCCUCAAACCCGAAGACCACAAGCUCCCUUCGGAGCAGCGUCUCCUCUACGUUCUCGAACAGCUCGACACCCUCGCGAAAGGCCUCCUCGACACCAAGUCUUCAGGCCCAGCAAGCUCCGCGCAGAAUGGAAAAGACGGCACGACAGCUACAUUCGCCCUCCUCGGCUCAGUCAAUGCCCGCCAACACCCAGGACACCUCAACAAAGCCUCGCUACUGAGCCUCAUCAGCGAAAAAGCAGAGGAGCUGCUCCGAAACCCCACAACCUUCAUCACCCCCGCCAUCCUCAAAAGCUACGUAGGCCUGCAAACCAACCUCCACCAACCCUCCAGCCUCCCCGACAUCUUCGCGCUCUACGCCUCCAAACCCGCUCCCAAACUAUCCUCCGAUGGCGGCGUCGCCUUCACAGAAGUCUCCCCCGACAAAGUCAACGCAGCCAUCGACGCCAAAACGGCCAACAUCGCCCUCUCCUCCGCAAUCGACGCCCACAACCUCCCGCUAUGCAUCGACAUCAUCGACACGAGCUUCGGCACGCUCGCCUUCCGCAAAUCCAAAGGGCUGCGCCAGGCCUUGUUCCCCUUUGCCGGCCUGCUCCUCGCCCCCGGCGCGGCGUACGCGCUGUCCACGGCUUUUGGCAAUUUUCAGAAUUCCAUGGAUCCCGGGCUUGCGACGGGCGUGGCUUUCGCGGGCAUCAUGACGUACGUCUUCACCGUCACGGGGCUCGGGUAUGUGGUGAUUACGACUGCGAACGAUCAGAUGGAUCGCGUGACGUGGGCGCGAGGCGUGCCAUUGUGGGAACGAUGGGUGCGGGAGGAGGAGCGGGCGGCGCUGGAUCGGGUGGCGGGUGCUUGGGGGUUCAAGGAUGCGAGGUGGAGGGGGACGGAAGAGGGUGCGGAGUGGGUAGAGUUGAGGGAGGUGAUUGGGCGGAAAGGGAUGGCGCUUGAUAAGGUGGAGUUGAUGGAAGGCAUGGAGUGAAAUGGGAAAUCUCAGUAGUAAUCGUUCUUGCGGUCGAUUAAAAACUGCGCCUCCACUUCCUCACUGUCAACGAAGAUUUGCGUGAGCUAUUCGAAC
Molecule: messenger RNA, 1395 nt
Organism: Neohortaea acidophila
Lineage: Eukaryota; Fungi; Ascomycota; Dothideomycetes; Mycosphaerellales; Teratosphaeriaceae
Exons: 1
Coding region: 40-1299 (419 amino acids)
Source: RefSeq, a predicted model, not a curated record